CAUUCUUCUUCUUCUUUCUCUCUCCUCUCACCAAACCACACCAGCUUCGUCCCUUCAUCUCCUCACUUUCUCAUUUGUGGAAUUACUUUUGUCUCUUCCUCUCUGAUCUUCCCCAGGCUCCUGUCAUCCCUUUUGCUUUCUCAAUCCAUUUCGCGAAAAAAAAAGUUCACUUUUUUCCUUUGGCUCCCUUUUGUGGUUCCUGAAACGCGUUAAGGAUUCUGUUUGUGUUGGGUCAAUGGGGUCCUGUUUUUCUAAAAUUACGGCCUCAAUUUUUGCAGUCUGGGGGUGAUUGAUUUGGGGUGAAGGAAUGUAGCUGGAGGAGGUGGUUUUGUGUUCUCAAUAAGAAUUUCAUCCUCAUUCUUCAAAAGGGGUGUUGUAAAUUUCUUAAAUUUGAUUCCUUUUUUGUUUACCCUUUGUCCUGGAUGCGCCAAAUUGGUGCUUAAUUUGAUGAAUUGGGUGUGAAUUCUCAUUGGAUUUUGAGGGGUGUUUGAAGAAAGUUAGGAUUUUUUUGACUCAGGUGAAUCUGUGGGUGUGGGGUUUUUUUUUCCCUCUGUUUGGGAUUCUGCACAAUCACUUUGAAUUGGGCACAAAUCUGAGCAUAAAAGAAGAUCAUUGCAGCUGGUGAUUGAAGGUUAUUUCAUUAUGGAGCAUGUGAUUGGUGGCAAGUUUAAACUGGGAAGGAAAAUUGGGAGUGGGUCUUUUGGGGAGCUCUAUUUAGGUGUUAAUGUACAAACUGGAGAGGAGGUAGCUGUUAAGCUGGAACCUGUGAAGACCAGGCAUCCACAGCUUCACUAUGAGUCAAAACUGUAUAUGCUUCUUCAAGGAGGAACGGGGAUUCCCCACCUCAAGUGGUUUGGAGUUGAGGGAGACUACAAUGUCAUGGUUAUCGACCUUCUUGGACCAAGUCUGGAAGAUUUAUUCAACUAUUGUGACCGGAAGUUCACAUUGAAGACAGUGUUAAUGCUUGCUGAUCAAUUGAUUAACAGAGUUGAAUAUAUGCAUUCAAGAGGUUUCCUUCACCGUGACAUAAAGCCGGACAAUUUUCUAAUGGGUCUAGGACGAAAAGCAAACCAAGUGUAUGCCAUUGACUAUGGCCUUGCAAAAAAAUAUAGGGAUCUUCAGACUCAUAGGCACAUACCAUACAGGGAAAACAAGAACCUUACAGGCACAGCACGCUAUGCAAGUGUCAACACUCAUCUUGGAAUUGAACAAAGCAGAAGGGAUGAUCUGGAAUCUCUUGGUUAUGUGCUCAUGUAUUUCUUAAAAGGAAGUCUUCCCUGGCAAGGACUGAGGGCUGGCACCAAAAAACAAAAAUAUGACAAAAUCAGUGAGACAAAGGUGUCAACUUCCAUAGAGGUGCUCUGCAAAUCAUAUCCCUCUGAGUUUGUGUCAUACUUCCAAUAUUGCCGAUCACUGCAAUUUGAGGACAAGCCAGAUUAUUCGUAUUUAAAGAGACUUUUCCGAGACCUAUUUAUUCGAGAAGGCUACCAGUUUGAUUACAUUUUUGACUGGACUAUGUUAAAAUAUCCACAGAUCAGUGGCAGCUCCAGAGGGCGGCAUGGCACUGGCAAGGCAGCUAUGCAUGCAGGUCCACAUGUACAAAAAGCAGAAAAGAUCUCAGUUGGGAAAGAGAUUCGAGAGAAAUUCUCUGGUGCAGUUGAAGCGUUCUCCCGGAGGAACCCUGCAAAUGCUAGUCCUCGUGGUGAUCACACCAAACACAGGAGUUUUGAGGAUGUACCAGUGCAAAAGGAUUUGCACUAUGCGCAACACAAUUCCACUCGAUAUGGCAGCAGUUCAAGAAGAGCCAUGAUCUCAUCAAACAAGCCAAUAUCCUCAGGUGACCAUACUGGCAGGCAAACCAUAACUGGGAGCCGUCCAUCUGGUGCUCACAGAAUUCAACCUGUGUAUGACACCAAACAAGCAACUUAUACACGCGGUGGCUCUAUAAGAGGCCACCGUGAUGAUCCUCUGCGGAACUUCGAGCUCCUCAAUAUCAGGAAGUAAUCAAGUAAAGGGUGUGUCUUUUUGUUGUUAUAUUCUGUAUUAUGACACACCUGAGAUGCAAGAUCACCUUUUAUUCAAGAAUAGUCUCAAGCAUUAUGGAAAGAAACGAAAGAGUUGAGGUCAUAAUGGCAUGAUCUCCUGAUAUCAUCAGUUUUGGACCAAGGUGGACUUUUUUCUGCCCCCAGAAUUGUUUCAGAAGGUUCCUCAGCCACUGUAACGUAAAGACGUGCCAAAGAGAAUUCAACUGAAAUUCUUUUAAUAUUUUAAUUACUGUACUAGAUGAGACCUAAGUUGUAGUAAGUUCCAUGAUACACACCAUGUCCUUGUUUGUUAACAAUGAGGUCCAACGCUGCCUGUAUGUUACAUAUUAACGCUGCCCUUAAGAAUGGAAUUUAUUUACAAGCUACUUUUCUUGUUCUGACA
Glycine soja is the source of this 2427-nucleotide messenger RNA. RefSeq names its product casein kinase 1-like protein 6. Gene Ontology annotation, biological process: signal transduction; peptidyl-serine phosphorylation; endocytosis. The record is from RefSeq and is a predicted model, not a curated record. Gene Ontology annotation, cellular component: cytoplasm; nucleus. Gene Ontology annotation, molecular function: protein serine/threonine kinase activity; ATP binding. The transcript is spliced from 14 exons. The coding region runs from base 643 to 2004 and encodes 453 amino acids. NCBI's taxonomy places the organism in Eukaryota, Viridiplantae, Streptophyta, Magnoliopsida, Fabales, Fabaceae.